Penicillium angulare is the source of this 1587-nucleotide messenger RNA. RefSeq names its product putative actin-related protein RO7. Lineage: Eukaryota; Fungi; Ascomycota; Eurotiomycetes; Eurotiales; Aspergillaceae. The record is from RefSeq and is a predicted model, not a curated record. The coding region runs from base 1 to 1587 and encodes 528 amino acids. Gene Ontology annotation, biological process: microtubule-based movement. The transcript has a single exon.
AUGUCUUCUACAUCUACAUUACGUCAAAGCCAGCCAGCGCAACCAGCCUCUCCACACACUCCCCAGCAGCAACUUCGAUCAGGUAAUACCUCUUUUGCCAGCAACACGUCACCAGGCUCGUCCUUCCGCAAUGAAGAUGAUGCGAUAAUAUUUGAAUUGGGUGCUCGCUGGCUCCGAGCUGGAUUUGAGGGGAACAGUAGCCCUGCCUGUGUGGUAGGAUUUGGGCCCGAAGAAUCGAGAAGAGUGGGUGAUUAUCGGGGAUGGAUUGAGGGUAGCGUUGGUGCUCGACCACCACCCCAGCCUGUUGAUGCGGAAGAUUGGGCUCGAGAGUACGAAUUAUGGAGACCAGACUUGCGAGAAACGGAUUUGGGUUUAAUUGAGGAUAAAAUCGAGCGUGUUUUUCGCGAAGUCUACAAUCAACAGCUGUUGACUGAUGCAGGGACAUCUCGCUUGGUUUUGGUUAUGCCAUCUCUCAUGCCGCACCCACUGCUCUCCUCGCUUCUCUCAACGCUAUUCAGUCGUUGGCGUUUCCCCAGCAUUACACUCUUGCCUAGUGCGCCACUGUCAGCAGCAGCUGCUGGAUUGCGCUCAGCGUUGAUGGUGGACAUUGGCUGGGCAGAAACCACAGUAACUGGACUCUACGAGUACCGGGAGGUGGUCACAAAACGAAGCACUAGAGCAAUGAAAGCUCUUUUGCAAGAACUGGCUCGACUUCUCGGUGACCUGGCAGAUGGAAAAAAAGAUUCCCCAGAGGGUAUCUCUGUGGGAUUCAAAUACUGUGAGGAAAUUGCUUGCCGACUUUCUUGGUGCAAGCCAAAUUCACAUGUCGACGAGGACAAGUUUCAAAAUAAGGAAGUCACAAUACCCUCACCUACCAACCCAGAGCAAGAAUAUAUCGAGGUUCCAUUCUCUCUAUUCGCGGACCCUGUUGAGAAGGUUAUCUUCGCUCCUGGUAUUUCCGAGAGUGAACUCGAUGAUGAAGAAAAGUCCAUCCCCCUCCUAAUUUACAAUACUCUACUCUCCUUGCCACCCGAUGCGCGGGGAACAUGCAUGUCACGCAUGGUUUUUGUGGGUGGCGGAGCUCGCAUUCCUGGCUUGCGCCAGCGAAUUAUGAAGGAGGUUUCACGUUUGGUUGAUCAGCAUGGAUGGAGCCCUCUUCGAGGAAAGGCAGUCGAACGGCAACGCCAGCGAUUACUUGAGCUUCGAAUUUCGCCUACCACCAAUGGCGAGGAAGCACCCGCUGUUAAAGAGAAAGAUGCGACAUCACCGAGUGACAGCGAGCGACUUGACCCAUCCCAAGUAGUACCGGAAAUGGAUUUUGUGGAGCAAAAAUUACGCCGUCAAAACAAAGACAUCCCUAUCCCCAUCCAAGGAAAGUUCCGAGAAAUUGAGUCUCUUGGGGCUUGGGCUGGUGCCAGUUUGAUGACUGGGUUGAAAGUUCGAGGAAUGGUGGAGAUUGAGCGUGAGAAAUUCUUGCAGCAUGGAUUAGCAGGAGGGACCCGAGAUUCAGAGCAUCCGGUGCCAGAUCGUCGAUCCGGGCUUCGAGCGGGUGAUCGUUCGAGCUGGACCCUGGCAGGAUGGGCAUGA